Messenger RNA from Pseudogymnoascus destructans, 1895 nucleotides. It is a transcript of the gene HBS1, whose product is annotated as Hsp70 suppressor, GTPase facilitates ribosomal subunit dissociation. The transcript is spliced from 6 exons. Gene Ontology annotation, biological process: translation. Bases 163 to 1887 code for a protein of 574 amino acids. NCBI's taxonomy places the organism in Eukaryota, Fungi, Ascomycota, Leotiomycetes, Thelebolales, Thelebolaceae. Gene Ontology annotation, molecular function: GTP binding; GTPase activity. The record is from RefSeq and is a predicted model, not a curated record.
GCCAACAUGCUGUUUUCGUACCACGGCAUUUAUUCAUUCUAAAAAAGAGUUUUACGAGGAUUUAGUUUUGUUUGCUUUAAGAUACUUGCUGUACUGCUUCUGCUUCACAUAUAGAUACCAUCCCUUCGAAGUUCGACGAGCAAGAAGCUCACCACCGCCACGAUGUCGCGCCAUAAGAUAGUCAAGAACAUGGAUCUCGACGACGAGAUGGACGAUUACGACGGCGGGGAAGACUACGCCGACGACGGAGCUGAAGAGCUCAGCGAAGAAGACAAAGAGUCUAUGAGAGUAGGCACGAUAUCGGUACGCGAAGCUCUUGGCGACGACGUACCGGGGAUCACAGAUAAGGAUAUACAGGAGGCGCUGUGGCAUUACUUUUACGACGUUGAGAAGAGCGUGAAUUACCUCCUGCAGUCGAGGACGGCGAAGAAGGAGACGGGAAAGAAGAAGGCGAAAGGGCCCAGCCCCGAUGACCAGGUGCUAGCAGCACAGUCGAAAGCUGCGAAGAAGGAUAAGCCGCCUACUAAGACGAGCAAUGAGAAGAAGGCGGAUCAGAUUGCGAGGGGGGUGGAGGCGAUGAGGAUGGAUGAUACGCCGAGGGCGACGAGUAAGAAUCUGGAUGUGUUGGCGGAGUUUGAGAAGAAGAAGGCAAAGAAUGCGGCAAUUUUUGUGGUUAUUGGUCAUGUUGAUGCUGGUAAGAGCACGUUGAUGGGACGACUACUGUUGGAUUUGAAUGUCAUAGACCAGCGGACUAUUGACAAGUAUCGCAAGGAAGCGGAGAAACUUGGAAAGUCCUCGUUUGCAUUGGCUUGGGUGUUGGACCAAGGCACGGAGGAGCGCAAUAGGGGUGUGACGAUCGACAUUGCAACGAACAAGUUCGAGACGGACAAAACUGCCUUUACCAUUCUCGAUGCGCCUGGUCAUAGGGAUUUUAUUCCUAAUAUGAUUGCGGGGGCUAGCCAGGCAGACUUCGCGGUCUUGGUUAUUGAUGCUAGUACGGGCUCUUUUGAGUCGGGAUUGAAGGGCCAAACAAAGGAGCAUGCACUACUGGCUCGCAGCAUGGGUGUUCAAAGGCUCAUCAUUGCAAUCAACAAGCUCGACACUGUCAACUGGUCUCAAGACCGCUUCGACGAGAUCUCCCAGCAGGUCUCGGCAUUCUUGACCGCCGCAGGCUUUCAGGCCAAGAACGUCACCUUCAUCCCGGUCUCGGGUCUACAUGGGGACAAUAUCGCACGAAAGUGUACAGAGGAAGCGGCAUCUUGGUAUACAGGAUCAACUCUGGUGGAGGAGCUGGACAACUCGGAGCCGGCAAUACGCGCUCUGAACAAGCCGCUACGAUUCACCAUCGGCGACAUCUUCCGCGGCGGCGUCCAGAAUCCCCUCAGCGUCUCCGGACGCAUUGAAGCCGGCUCGCUCCAAACCGGCGAUGCCCUGCUGACUCAACCCAGUGGUGAGAAAUGCUACGUAAAGGGAUUGGAAGUCGACAACGAGACAGCGGACUGGUCCGUGGCGGGGCAGAACGUCACAAUUCACUUGACAGGCAUCGAUCCCAUCCACCUCAAGAUCGGGGACGUACUAUGCAGCCCCUCCAGCCCAAUUCAAUGCAUCAAGACCUUCGUAGUCAAGGUCCUCGCCUUCGAGUUCCUGAUGCCCUCAGGCAUUGACGUACACCGCGGCCGUCUGCACGCCGCUGGGCGCGUGACGGAACUACUGGCUACGUUAGAUAAGAGUAGUGGGAAGGUGACGAAGAAGAAGCCGCGGAUUGUGCGGCCGGCGAAUAUUGCGAGGGUGAGCGUGGAGCUCGAGACGGCGGUGCCGCUGGAGAAGGGACAGAGGGUUGUGUUGCGGAGUGGGGGGGAGACUAUUGCGGCGGGGUUGAUAGAAUGAACAGCGUG